This is a messenger RNA of Mizuhopecten yessoensis (Yesso scallop), 1092 nucleotides long. RefSeq lists its product as uncharacterized. The transcript is spliced from 3 exons. The record is from RefSeq and is a predicted model, not a curated record. Gene Ontology annotation, molecular function: calcium ion binding. NCBI's taxonomy places the organism in Eukaryota, Metazoa, Mollusca, Bivalvia, Pectinida, Pectinidae. Bases 190 to 1062 code for a protein of 290 amino acids.
AUGUCCUGUUUGCCCAAGAUAUGGAAGGAGGAACGUCCCAGGUGUAAAUCUGAAAUAGGUGUCGUGUCGUUUAAAUGUCCGUGAACGUAUAUAGGUAACAAUAAAUAUAUACGGGUGGGAGUUUUCUGUUUACCUUGAGUCACGUGACCUUUAAUUGCAGAGGGACGGGUACUUGUGAGAGUUUAUAAAAUGCCGACAUGCCGGUUUCAGAGAUAUACCUGUCAAAUAUCGAUAGGAAGCACCAAGGGCAGACAACAGGGAACAUCGGGUGGCACACUGACAGAGACUGUUAACAAGAUGGCAGACGACAAGAAAGAUAAAAAGGAAGAGGCGAAGGAAAAGGCGAAGGAUGAGAAAAAAAUAGAGAAAAAAGAGGAAAAGAUGGAUAAGAAAACAGAAGAAAAGAAGGAUGAGAAAAAAGUAGAGAAAAAAGAGGAAAAGGUGGAUAAAAAAACAGAAGAAAAGAAGGAUGAGAAAAAAGAAGAGAAAAAAGAGGAAAAGGUGGAUAAGAAAACAGAAGAAAAGAAGGAUGAGAAAACAGAAGAAAAAGUUGGUGCUAAUGACGACAGGAAGUGGCCGAUGAGUUAUCAGGAAGAAAUGGAAUAUCUUACACAGUUUGAAGGUGUGACACAUAAACAAAAACUUUCAUAUCUAAAUUUCUUCAAAAUGGCUGAUACUUCAAAAGCUGGUGAGAUAACAGUGUUUCAAUUCAGAGAUGCUGUUGUGAAAUUAGGAUUCUGUGGCCAGACGUUUGAAGUUGCAAGCAUGUUCGUCGACCUGAACCCAAACGAGGACAGAUUUGUAUCAAUAGACGAGUUUAUGACCGAGAUGUGCAAGGAGGACAGUCGAAAACGAACGGAGAAAGACAUGGAGGCGAUUUUCAACCAGCUUGAUGCUAAAAAAGACGGCCUGAUCACGCCUGAUGAAAUUGUCACAUUUCUGAAGAAAAACAAUCGCUUCAUGCUUGACGAGAAUAUUCAGUCGAUGAUAAUGAAAAACGAUCACGAUCGCGAUGGUGGAUUGUCGUUUAAAGAAUUCUUAGUGGCCGCAACACGGAAGUGACCUUUCGGAAGCUGAAGUGACGUUUAUAUU